Molecule: messenger RNA, 1456 nt
Organism: Sodiomyces alkalinus F11
Lineage: Eukaryota; Fungi; Ascomycota; Sordariomycetes; Glomerellales; Plectosphaerellaceae
Exons: 3
Coding region: 161-1393 (410 amino acids)
Source: RefSeq, a predicted model, not a curated record
GGCUUGUCCUAAGGUCCGAGCUAUACCUGGGCCUCGAUACCGACUGGCCCACCGAUGUCCAGGGUGUUCCCCGUGUGAUUGCCCAAUACAACGGUCUGUCCAGAGAUAACGCCUGGAAUUGGCCAGCAAGUUGCAGAACGUAAGUCACUCCCCCCAACCCAUGUACUGUAGCAAAGCAUCCGUCAUUCUGUACCUCAGACGUCUAACGGAGAGGAAAAAUUCCAGCGUUUCCGGGACCUGCUCUGUCGAAAAGCUGGGAGACUCGGCGGCCUGCGUGCGAACCCCGGAAAGGCCGUUCGCCCUCUGGUCGAUGCAGAACUUGGCCCUCUUCCUCCAGGAGUGGUAUAAAGAGUUGAACAACGCCAUCGACAGCGCCUCGCUCUUCACGGCCCAGUUCGCCAACACCUUCAUUUCCUACUCCUCCCAAGAGCCCGCCGGCGAGGCAGCGUGGCUCACCAUCGUCGCCGGAAUGUUCGGGAGCAUAGGCGCUUUCAGCGGCGGUGCCGGGACGUAUUCCGGUCUGAUCACCAUUGCUGCCGGCGCAGCCAGUCUGUCGAGCUCCAGCCCGCCGGAGGAUCCCCGGUUCACCAACUUUGCGACCGCGCAGGCGAAGCUGGGCGAGGCGAAGCUCGAAGUCAUGGAUACGAUGGACAAGUACUUCAAGCGCCUCCUCGCGGACACGCCCCCGAACGACGAGUGGGAAACGGGGACGGAGCUGGCGAGGAUCAUCGAGAGCGGCGCCUUCGCCGACCAGGACAUCGCCCAGGCGCCCUCCAAUUCCACCAUGACCAGAUGGGUCCAGGCCUCGAUGAUCAGCGGCAUGUGGAACACCGGGAAUGUGGCCAUUAUCAAGUGGUCCAACGACAAUCCCUUUGCGAGGGACUAUGGGUUCAGCCCCUGCUUCGGGCGUCCCGGUAUUGGGAAUUCCCAGGCCGUGGCCUGCGUGAUGGAUCACAACUUCCUCAUUGCUCGCAUGGCAGUGCAGGGAAAUAGCCGUAGCGACGCCAGCCACGUCAGGGACUUCCCCGACAUUGGCCAGAGCGAGGAAACACUUCAGAGAUACGGCCUCAGCCAGCUGCAGGUCAUCCGAUCGGCCAUGAGGACGCAGGAAGCGGCCAACUCGUACCUGCCCACGAGCAACGUCGUCAAGAAGCUCGUCGACGACGUCACCAACAGCCCCGGGGAGAACAUCGCCGACUUUUUGCCCCUCUUCAACAUUCCCGUUUGCGACCUCGACAAGCUGCCCGACCUUGUGCCGCAGUACAGCUUCUGCCGGAUGUUGCAUCUUGAUGAUGAUUACAGCAACCGCUGCAUCCAGAAGAUCAUGUCGGACAACUGUAAGAGGCUGCCGCUUGGCGGUUCGCAGUGGCCGUAUGUAUAUGAUGACUGGUGAUGCUGUGCGCCUUACCAGGGGUGGACGGGGGCGCAGUGCGUGCUAAUUCGGGCGGUGGUUUUG